AUGGUCAGCCGAUUUGAGCAUCCAGCUGGGGGCUACAGGAAGAUUUUCGAAACAUGCGAGGAGCUGUCUGACCCAAUUCCAGCAACAGUCACUGGUAGGAUUCCCUCGUUUAUCAAGGGCAGUCUCCUCCGUCUGGGGCCUGGUCUGUUUGAAGUUGGAGAUGAGCCUUUUUAUCACCUCUUCGAUGGGCAGGCUCUUAUGCACAAGUUUGACUUUAAGAAUGGCCAGGUCACCUACUAUAGAAAGUUUGUAAAAACAGAUGCCUACGUGAGAGCCAUCACUGAAAAGCGUGUGGUGAUUACCGAGUUUGGGACGUUUGCUUACCCAGAUCCCUGCAAAAAUAUUUUCUCCAGGUUUUUCUCCUACUUCAAGGGUGUAGAGGUAACGGACAACUGCCUGGUGAACGUGUACCCGAUCGGAGAGGACUACUACGCCGUCACCGAAACCAACUACAUCACUAAAGUCAACACGGAAAACCUGGAGACCCUCAAGAAGGUUGAUCUGUGUAACUAUGUGAACAUCAACGGAGUCACCGCCCAUCCUCAUAUCGAACGGGACGGCACGGUUUGGAACAUUGGAAACUGCAUGGGGAAAGGAGCCACGCUGGCCUACAACAUUGUGAAGAUGCCACCGACGCAGAAAGAUAAAUCUGACCCAAUCGAGAAGUCCAAGGUGUGGGUGCAGUUUCCCAGUCAUGAGCGAUUCAAGCCUUCCUACGUACACAGCUUCGGCAUGUCGGACAACUACUUUGUAUUUGUGGAGACUCCAGUCAAAAUCAACCUGCUGAAGUUCCUGAGCGCGUGGAGCAUCCGAGGCUCCAACUACAUGGACUGCUUUGAGUCCAACGAAAGCCAAGGAACGCUGUUCCACAUUGCCAGAAAGGAACCAGCAGAAUACAUCGACCUGAAGUUCAAAGGAGCUCCCAUCGGCAUGUUCCACCACAUCAACACCUACGAGGACCAGGGCUUUGUGGUGGUGGAUCUCUGUGCGUGGAAAGGCUUUGAGUUUGUUUACAACUACCUGUGGCUGGCCAACCUGCGAGCCAACUGGGAUGAGGUGAAGAAGGCGGCCAUGAUGGCGCCUCAGCCUGAAGUGCGUCGAUACGUGAUUCCUCUGGAUGUGAACAAGGAGGAACAAGGAAAGAACCUGGUGAGCCUGCCCUACACCACGGCCACCGCCACCAUGCACGCUGACGGCAUGAUCUGGUUGGAGCCUGAGGUGUUGUUCUCUGGACCACGUCAGGCGUUUGAGUUUCCUCAGAUCAACUACGAGAAGUUUUCAGGAAAGAACUACACAUUUGCUUAUGGCCUGGGCCUCAACCACUUUGUGCCAGACCGAAUCAUCAAGUUGAACGUGAAGACCAAGGAGACUUGGAUUUGGCAAGAGCCAGACUCUUACCCUUCAGAGCCCCUCUUUGUACAGACCCCUGAUGGAGUGGAUGAAGACGAUGGCAUCCUGCUGACCAUUGUGGUGGCCCCCGGUUCCCAGAGGCCUGGAUACUGCCUGAUCCUCAAUGCCAGGGACCUGUCUGAGAUCGCCCGGGCCGAGGUGGACUGCACGUUCCCCGUCACCUUCCACGGAAUGUACAAGCCCUAA
Molecule: messenger RNA, 1596 nt
Organism: Knipowitschia caucasica
Lineage: Eukaryota; Metazoa; Chordata; Actinopteri; Gobiiformes; Gobiidae
Source: the annotation of a GenBank genome assembly